GAUGGUUCCAAAACUUUGGACUGGCGCCUAGCUUUACACCAAAAAUCUAUACAGCUUGUGCUUUGUCAAGAUGUCUGCCGAUCCUUCAGGUCCUACUGGGAUCGGUCUCGGUAGAUCCAAUGCCACAAAACUCGGCAAAGGACCACGUAACAAGACAGGAUUAAAACUAUCACCAUUACAUUUGAAUACCCCGUCCCCUUCCGUCUCGGCCAGCUCUGCGUCGUCUCAUUCACCAGCUAACAGCCGACAAUUGACGCCAUCUAAUAGUUCUUUCAAAGACAAGAUUGGUAAUCUCUUUAGUGGAAACAAAUCCGGACUUGUUCCAGCAACAUCUGGUCAUGUUGAGGAAGAAGAGCAGUCGACAGCGGCGGCGAUUCUGGCAGGCCAACUAUCCUCGCUUUCCCUCCAAGCACCUAAAACGAAAGACUAUGCAACGAGAGCACCACCUCCACCGGAACUGCUCAUUGAUAGCGCUCCACCACUUCCUUCAAGCUCUUCAAGCGCAUCAUCGUUGACUCCAACAGCCACACCUGCAGUUUCAAUAUCGGAACCCGACGGGGACGAGCACUUCAUGGAACUGAAACCCGAAGAUUUCGAGAAUCUCGACAAGUUGGGCGAAGGUGCUGCUGGAACCGUACGAAAGGUAUUGCAUAAACCGAGCGGCCUCAUAAUGGCCAAGAAGUCGAUUACCGCGGACCCUGAUCCAGCUAUUCAGAGACAAAUAUUGCGAGAAUUGGCGUUUUUGAAGACAUGCAACUCUCCUCAUAUUGUAUCAUUUUUCGGCGUUUUCUUAGAUGAUGGUGAUACGACAAUAGCGAUAUGUAUGGAAUACUGUGAGGCUGGCAGCUUAGAGGAUAUCUAUAAGCGUGCCCGCGAUCUUGGAGGUGUGAUUGGAGAGCCCGUUCUAGAGCGUGUUGCUGAAUCUGUGUGCAAAGGACUGGUUUACUUGCACUCAAAGCAUGUCAUCCAUCGAGAUAUCAAGCCAUCCAACAUUCUAGUCACUAAAAAGGGUGAAGUCAAACUCUGUGAUCUCGGUGUGUCUGGAGAAUUGAUAAACUCAUUGGCGCAGACUUUUACUGGCACAAAGUAUUAUAUGGCACCCGAACGUAUACAAGGUGCUCCUUAUUCUGUGCAAUCUGAUAUCUGGUCACUAGGCUUGACCAUCAUAGAAGUAUCGCAAAAUCGACCAGCACUCCCACCGCCUGGACAGCCUCAUCUGUCUAUUUUUGAAUUACUUGAUUUUAUUGUGCACCAACCCGUACCUACCCUUACAAGCGAGCAUAUCUCGAAAGAAUGCAAAAACUUUGUUUCAGUGUGUCUUACUAAGGAUCCGCGCAGUCGACCUGGUCCGCAGAGGAUGCUUCAACAUCCAUUCAUACGGAUGUGGGAAAACGUGGAAAUAGACCUGAGCUCAUGGAUUAAAGAAGUGUGGAACUGGACGUAGAACGCACCAAUUUUUUAUGAAGCAAGAGAGAGUGAAAAAAAAAUACCCUUCUCAAAAUGUUUUCUACCACCCGCCACUCCCGGCAAAAAGUAAAUCAUAACAAAAUAAAAAAGAACAAAAAAACUGAAUAAAAACAUAACAAGGCCAUGGCAAUCUUUACAUCGCCAAUAGAACA
Molecule: messenger RNA, 1619 nt
Organism: Umbelopsis ramanniana AG
Lineage: Eukaryota; Fungi; Mucoromycota; Umbelopsidomycetes; Umbelopsidales; Umbelopsidaceae
Exons: 5
Coding region: 71-1444 (457 amino acids)
Biological process (GO): protein phosphorylation
Molecular function (GO): protein kinase activity; ATP binding
Source: RefSeq, a predicted model, not a curated record